Messenger RNA from Daphnia pulex (common water flea), 1529 nucleotides. RefSeq lists its product as uncharacterized. The record is from RefSeq and is a predicted model, not a curated record. Lineage: Eukaryota; Metazoa; Arthropoda; Branchiopoda; Diplostraca; Daphniidae. Gene Ontology annotation, molecular function: protein binding. The transcript has 6 exons. Bases 202 to 1455 code for a protein of 417 amino acids.
AAUUCAUGUGCGUUCUAUUUUUAAAGAGAAAAACGAUGGCUACACUUCUACAGGUCGGUAUCCUCCUUUUGUUUGGUUGCAAUUCGAUCGCGAAUGGCCAUUUUGUAGAAGAAAGAUUACAACAAUUAACUGACGAUUUUAUUGAAAUGAAAAAUGCGUUGAAAGCGAAAGAUACUCGGCUAGAACAACUCGAACAACAACAUGAAAUUUUGGCAAAAGAGGUUGCCCAAUUACAACUGGACCUACGCAACGAACGAGAAAUUAACUCCAGACUUGCAAAGAAAAACGACAAUGCAAUCGAAACUAAAUCUGCAGCAAGGAGUAGCAUCCCAAGAACGUGCAGAGAGGCUCGUCUCGCAGAUCCAACCCUUACUUCCGGAAUGCACUGGAUCGAUCCUGACGGACAAGGUGUUGGGGACGAUCCCAUGUCACUGCGCUGAUCCUGGAUGUUAUUCCAGGGCCAUCAAUUACAACGCAUCCAGCAGACAAAUGGCAGCAUUGGCUGAAUUAUCGAAUGAAUGCCACCAAUCGAUUCAAUACGACUGUUACUACGCACCUUUGGAGUUCGAUCGAACCGCUGUUUCUUGGUGGAAUGAUCAAAAUGGAAACCCAAAAUACUUUUGGUCUGGCGGAAACACCGACAAUCACAUUUGCCAAUGCGGCAUCGAUGGAAAUUGCGUUGAAUCAACAAUGAUGUGCAACUGUGAUUCUACAGCUCCUGUACAACUAGUCGAUAGCGGAGUUAUAACGGAUAAAACUGUUCUGCCCAUCACUCGCCUUAACUUUGGGCGUACACAACUGGAGAGUUCUUCCGGUGUCCACACUCUAGGCCGGUUGGAAUGCACUGGACAAGUGGCUGUGAAUGGGAUACCGAAGUCAUGCCAAGAUCUCUGGCGCAUCGGGUACACACUUAGUGGAAUGUAUAACGUAAUGGGAACUACAAUGUUCGAAAGCGUUUACUGCGAUUUCACGAAACUGCCGAACGAUUCAGGCUUCCAAAAAUGGAUGGGCUACGCUGACGUCAAAUCUAUGCCCGUCUAUUUCUACGUUCAGAAAAGCACUACUUUCAAUCAACUGAAUACCCCCGUUCCAUUUGAAGUAGUCCAACUCAAUAUAGGAAAUGCUAUGAACAUAGCAUCAGGAAUCUUCACAGCACCACGAACAGGAACUUAUUUUUUCUCCUUAUCUGGGAUUGCGUAUAUUCCAUCAACUGGGGGAUAUAUUGAUGUGGGAAUAGCAUUGAAUGGUGCUGUAGUGGGAAGAGGGGAAGCUUAUGACUAUACUGGGAAUGCUGGAUGGGAAACAUACUCCCUUCAGUUAACUUUAAACCUCCAAGCAGGAGAUCUAAUCUCAGUGCAAAUUACAGCCAUAGCAACAGGUGUGUUCCUGCAAGACAGCAGUAAUCAUUUUACCCAUUUUAAUGGUUGGCUCAUGCAGGAAGAAUUGUCCCAGUAAUUAAAAGUAUACUGUGAAAUUAAUGUUGAAUGACUUGUUCAAAUGGUACUUAAAAAUACAACUUAUAAUCCCUA